Molecule: messenger RNA, 3479 nt
Organism: Neolamprologus brichardi
Lineage: Eukaryota; Metazoa; Chordata; Actinopteri; Cichliformes; Cichlidae
Gene: stk10
Product: serine/threonine kinase 10
Biological process (GO): protein phosphorylation
Molecular function (GO): ATP binding; protein serine/threonine kinase activity
Source: RefSeq, a predicted model, not a curated record
UCCAUCGUGUCUUCGUAGCAGCAGGUGGUCACCGCGCGCCCAGCACUUAACCACAGCCUGUUAAUUGGAUUACGCUAAGUUUCCACGUCAGAGCCCCACAGAGCCCACGGGGUGAAAUGGACGGAAUAGAUUAACUUUUUCUUCUUUUUUUGUGAACCAGCCCAGUUCUCUUUUUCUUCUCUCAGGGACGCUGAAAGUGACGCUGUCAAUUGGUAGAUAAGACUUUCUUUUUAGCGGACUGCACGAUUCUGCGUGCCUAGUGCUCUCGUGCUCAAGACUGUUGACAGUUUUUUUUUUUUUUUUUUAAAUAUAUUUUUUUCUUUUUAAAGUUGAAGUUAGUACAUUGUUAAUAAUGGCGUUCGGUAGAUUCAGUAAACUAUUUCGUCUACCCACCAUGGAUAUGAAAAAGAAAGCCAAACAGUACGAGCACGUUAACCGGGACGUCAAUCCUAAUGACAUUUGGGAAAUUAUUGGCGAGCUGGGCGACGGUGCUUUUGGAAAGGUCUACAAGGCCAGAAACAAGGAGACAGGAGUUUUGGCUGCUGCCAAAGUGAUCGAGACCAAAUCUGAGGAAGAGUUGGAAGAUUACAUAGUCGAGAUUGACAUCUUGGCUAAAUGUGACCACCACUACAUUGUCAAGCUGCUUGACGCUUUCUAUUAUGAGAAUAAACUCUGGAUCAUGAUUGAGUUCUGCCCUGGAGGCGCUGUGGAUGCCGCCAUGCUAGAGUUGGAUCGGGGGCUGACGGAGCCACAGAUUCAGGUAGUUUGUCGCCAGAUGUUGGAGGCGCUAGACUACCUCCAUGGAUUGAAGAUCAUCCACAGAGACCUGAAGGCUGGUAACAUCCUCCUAAUGCUUGAUGGUGACAUCAAACUGGCUGACUUUGGUGUGUCUGCAAAAAAUACCAAAACGUUACAAAGAAGAGAUUCUUUCAUUGGAACACCAUACUGGAUGGCUCCAGAGGUGGUCAUGUGUGAGACAAUGAAGGAUGCACCAUAUGACUACAAGGCCGACAUCUGGUCUUUGGGAAUCACUCUGAUCGAGCUUGCGCAGAUUGAACCCCCACACCACGAGCUCAAUCCCAUGAGGGUGCUAUUAAAGAUCGCAAAGUCUGAGCCUCCUAGCCUGGAGCAGCCAAAGAAAUGGUCACAGGCAUUUAAUGACUUCCUGCGGAAAUGUUUGGAUAAAAACCCAGAGACUCGCCCAACUGCAGCUCAAAUGUUGGAGCACCCUUUUGUGAAAUCGGUGACGACCAACCGUCCGCUGAGAGAGCUGGUGGCUGAGGUCAAGGCUGAAGUCAUGGAGGAAAUCGAAGACAAUAGAGAGGAAGGAGAGGAAGACGAGGGCAUGGACCUUACUGUGUCCUCAGCCAAGGAGCCAUGCCAGACUAGUCAGACCAGUUUGGAAGGUGACCAGCCCCCGGACACCCCAAGCCCUACCACACCUUCUUCACCUGCACCAGUACCAUUCCCCAGGAAGCUGAACCAGCCAGAUACAUCAACAGAGGAAGAGCCAGGCUCCACCAUGGCAGGCCCUGUACCCCUGCCACGGCAGAAUCUCCAUAAGAAAGAUCCAGAUGAGGUGGGAGACAAAAUGGGUGAAAUCCUUGAGAAAUCCGAGUCUGAGAAAUCUGAGAGUGAGUCCUCAACCAAGACUACCUUCUCAGACUCUGGUAUUGAGGAUGGGAAGAGUACACCCUCACUUGAGGAGGAAAAGGUUGCCGGAGACACCCCAGAGACAGAACAGCCACCAUCUCUCUUUGAUAUGGAACGUGAGGAAUCUGAGGACCGUACGAUAAACUUCACGGGUUCAACAGAACCAGAGGUCCCCAAGAUCCCAGCUAAUGGAGAAUUGCCAACUUCAAGUGGUGUUUCGAUUCCUGUACCUUCGCCUGCAUCCUCCUCUGCUCCCACCCAGGUAGCAAACGGCAGCCUAAUAGAGGAUUCCCCUGAGAAGAAACCAAUGGGAGCAAACGCUGACCCUGGUUCAUCUUAUCUCAAUGGAGGGAUUAUUGAGCGGUUGUCCUAUUCAGGCAGCAUGGCAUCUGAGAGCAUGGAUUUGUCUGUCCACAGGGAGAACACAUCCAUUAGUGCACGGAACUUUUCAGAUAAGACUCUGAGGCGGACCAGAAAGUUUGUUGUUGACGGUGUGGAGGUGAGUGUGACCACCUCCAAGAUCAUCAGUGAUGAUGAGAAGAAGGAUGAGGAGAUGAGAUUCCUCAGGCGGCAGGAGCUGCGUGAGCUCCGUCUGUUGCAGAAGGAAGAGCAGCGAGCCCUGGCUGCUCUGAAUGCCAAACUGGAAACACAAAGGGAACAAAUACAAAGACGUUUUGACCAGGAGAUGAAUACCAAGAAGAAGCACUCUGAUACAGAGCUGGAGAAUCUGGAGAGGAACCAGAAGCAGGCAAUUGAGAAAAUGGAGGAAGAACACAAAGUUAAACUGAAAGAAGAAACCAGGCGUAUCAAAGCAGAACAGGAACGAGACUAUCACAAAUUCCUGGACCAAGUAAAACUAAAGAAAAAGGAGGUAAAACAAUCUGUUGAUAAGCUGCCCAGAAGUCAGCGUAAAGAAACCUUAAAACAGAAGAUGAUUUCCUUCCAAGAAAUGAAGAUGUCAGAGGAAGAGAAAUUCUUUGUAGCUCAGAAAAACUAUCUGCACAUCACACUGAGGAAUAUUAUUUCCAACAACAAGAGAGAGAUUGCAGACCUGGAGAGGGAUUGCCUUAACAAGAAGCAAAGCCUAAUCAGAGAGCGUGAAAAUACGAUGUGGGACAUGGAGCAGAAGAACCUUUAUGAGAAACAUCAGUUAGUGAAGCAGCAGAUGAAAGAUCAGUACUUCCUCCAGAGGCAUCAGCUUCUCAAAAAGCAUGAGAAGGAAAAGGAACAGAUGCAGAGCUACAAUCAGCGAAUGGUUGAGAUCCUGAAAACUAAGCAGCAGCUGGAGAAGAGCCGACUGCCUAAGAUUCAGCGCAGUGAGUCAAAGACUCGAAUGACCAUGUUCAAAAAGAGCCUUCGCAUUAACUCAUCGGGCAGUGCUGCAGAGGACAAGGAGAGGAUCAAACUGUUUUCUCAGCAGGAGGAGAAGCGGCAGAAGGCGGAGAGGCUGCAUCAGCAGCAGAAGCACGAGAACCAGAUGAGGGAGAUGACUGGUCAGUGUGAAAGCAAUAUCAGAGAGCUGCUGCAGCUACAGAAUGAAAAAUGUCACCUGUUGAUUGAGAAUGAGACUCAGAGGCUCAAAAUGUUGGAUGAGUCACACAACCAUAUGAUGAAGGACUGGAGGGAACAGCAGAAGCCCAAAAGGAAGGCUCUUGAAGAUGAGCUGAAUGCCAGGAAAAGGGAGCAGGAGGCUUUCUUCAGGAUGAGCGAGGGUUCCGACUUUCCAAACCCCAGUUCUCCCAACAGAGUCUCCAAGUUUAUGCCGUAUCAAGACGAGACUACCACAUGAGAACAGAUGCUGUGACAUUACACAAUAUUAUCUUCUG